AUGUCGGUCAUGAUGAGUGGGUCUUCGAAAUCUACAAGCAGUGGUUUUUUUUCUGCAACAUCCAGUCUCACGCAGCCUAGGCAACCCCCGUCCACCGUGACACCUCCCACCUCUGUCGAUCCGAGUAGCUCUCCUGUGAGGAGCAGCUCUCCCGUGUUGCAGGACAGCUUUGACCCAACGGUCACCGACUUGCAUCAUAGCCCGCCCGCCCUUGCCUGUGACAAGGGUACCAAGUCCGUCAUAACCACGAAACCUAAGCGCCGUAAACGCUCUUAUGUCAACUAUACCUUGUCUCAAGGUGGCGACUGCGACGAGGAUCUCGAAAUACCCUCAAAGAGAUUCAAGACAUUGCAAACAACCUGGAAUUGCACCGACCAACCUUCCGAGACUUCAAUAUAUUUCAACGAACGCAUGCUUGAGCUUUCCCGUAUCACUCGCCAUGCUUUUUCCGCCAGAAUACGAUACCAACGCCUUCGUGAACAUGAACUGGACCUGAUAAAGUCCCUCCUGAAUGAUGAGAAAGAGCUAGUCCAAACACAUAUGCAAAAAAUCGAUCUGCAAAUUGGCUCUCUCCGAAACACACUCGAGGAUGCGGGAGUGACGGAGAUAGGGAACAAAGGAUGUAGGUUUGACCCUAGCGACCAUGUGGAUUGGUGUGAAAGUGAUUCUUCUAAAGAUGGAUCGAUUCUUUGUGAAUCUGAUGUUGGGGAGUCCGAGUCUGUCUCAGGCUGUACUUUAGAUUGA
Suillus fuscotomentosus is the source of this 744-nucleotide messenger RNA. RefSeq lists its product as uncharacterized. Lineage: Eukaryota; Fungi; Basidiomycota; Agaricomycetes; Boletales; Suillaceae. Bases 1 to 744 code for a protein of 247 amino acids. The transcript is spliced from 3 exons. The record is from RefSeq and is a predicted model, not a curated record.